Aedes albopictus (Asian tiger mosquito) is the source of this 411-nucleotide messenger RNA. RefSeq names its product antifreeze protein Maxi-like. The transcript has a single exon. Bases 1 to 411 code for a protein of 136 amino acids. The record is from RefSeq and is a predicted model, not a curated record. Lineage: Eukaryota; Metazoa; Arthropoda; Insecta; Diptera; Culicidae.
AUGGCAGCCGAAGCGGCCACCGCUGAGGUCACAGCUGCCACCGCUGAGAUCACUGCAACAGCCACCGCCACAGCAGCCACCGCCGCAGCAGCCACUGGCGCAGCAGCCACCGGUGUAGCAGCCACCGGCGCAGCAGCCCCCGCCGCAGCAGGGGACGGGAGGUACAAAUACCCGCUGGAAGCGCGCGGCGCGCAAAAGGACGGACCAAGGGACGGACGGACGAAUUUCGUAUCGAUAUCCGAAUCAACCGCCACAAUGGCAGCCGCAGCGGCCACCGCUGAGGUCGCAGCUGCCGCCACAGCGGCCAUCGCUGAGGUCACUGCAGCAGCCACCGCCGCAGCAGCCACCGGCGCAGCAGCCACCGCCGCAGCAACCACCGGCGCAGCAGCCAGUGCGUGGCGUGGACUUUAA